AUGGAGAUCAUAGACACCAAACGGCUCCUAUCGGUGUCGUCCCACGUGGCCCAUGGAUAUGUGGGUAACAGAAGUGUUGUUUUUCCACUUCAGUUCUUGGGCUGGGAUGUGGACGCUAUAAAUACCACAGACUUCCUGAACCAUCCAGGAUAUGGCACAUUUGGAGGAAGAAAGUCUGAUCCAGAGACGAUUGAGAAACUUUUUAAUGGACUAGAGACAAUCCAGGAUCCCAAUGAUCCGUAUAAGUUGUCGUUGGUCGGCUACUGUCCCAGUGCAGGCAUGUUGGAGGUAGUAUAUGACCAUAUAGAGAAGCUCAAGAAGGCCAAUCCGGAUAUGUUGGUGGUUGUGGAUCCUGUUUUGGGCGAUAACGGGAGGUUAUACGUUCCCGAAGAAGUCGUGCCAGUGCAUAAGGCUUUCUUUGAGAAGGGACUUGUUUCUUUGGUUACUCCUAACCAGUUUGAGUUAGAGCUUCUUACAGGUAUAAAGAUUGAUAGUUGGGAUGCUGCCAAGAAGGCGUUGCUUGAGUUUAACAAACUAUACAAAGUGCCUUCUGUGGUGCUUCUGUCGCUUGUUGUGGAUGGUGAAAUGGCGUCGAUUGGCUUAUCGAAGAACGACCAGGCUGUGGAUAUCUUCAAGGUCAAUAUCGACGAGAUCGGGUGCUCUUUCAACGGCUGUGGAGAUGUCUUUGCAGCGCUUCUCACCCACGAGUUCCAUCAAAACGGGUAUGUUCUUUCGUCUACCGUUCUAGGCUCAGUUGUGGCUAAAAUGAACAAGAUCCUUCGUGUCAGCUACGCUGUGGAGCAACAGAAAACCGGCAAACAACCCCAAACUGUCAAGGACAUAGCGCUAGUAGUGCUGAGGCAUAUUUUCACCAGCAACGAGGCUCCUGGGGCCCAAGUGCUGAAGCUCACAUAG
Molecule: messenger RNA, 915 nt
Organism: Candidozyma haemuli
Lineage: Eukaryota; Fungi; Ascomycota; Pichiomycetes; Serinales; Metschnikowiaceae
Product: putative pyridoxal kinase
Exons: 1
Coding region: 1-915 (304 amino acids)
Biological process (GO): pyridoxal 5'-phosphate salvage
Cellular component (GO): cytosol
Molecular function (GO): pyridoxal kinase activity
Source: RefSeq, a predicted model, not a curated record